Molecule: messenger RNA, 1044 nt
Organism: Lymnaea stagnalis (great pond snail)
Lineage: Eukaryota; Metazoa; Mollusca; Gastropoda; Lymnaeidae
Source: the annotation of a GenBank genome assembly
CUCAUCAGCGACUCCACCAGGCAUCGAAUCGAGUCGUUUAUCCUACUCUUCGCUGCCGUGCCGUUCGGUGCGCUCGGCUGCUGCGCGAACCUGAUCAACGUCGCCGUGUUCAUCAGGCAGGGCAUCGGCGACUGCGUCUCUUUUUGCCUACUCGCCCUCACCGUCUCUGACUUCCUCAGCAUAGUCGCCGGCCUCGUCUUCAACGGGGCCUACGUCCUCGUCUACGUGAACGACCUGGCGUCCGUGGACACGGUUGCCCUGGACGUGGUCGUCAACCACGUGUGCGCCAUGUUCUACGACAUCUCGCAAGCGGUCAUCGCUUUCGUCGCUCUCGAGAGGUGCAUGUGCGUGACGCUGCCGCUCAGGUUCAAAGGGAUGUUCACUUUUCACCGCGCGGUCCUCGUGGUGCUGGGUCUGUACGCCUUCACCAUUGUGGUGUACGUCCCUCACUACCUGACCAGUGGGCUGGUCUGGUCGGAGGUCCCGUUUCGUAAUCUGACCAGGCUGACGUUGUGGAUGUCCGACAACAGACCGGAAGUCGACCUGUAUUUGAAUUCCUUCAACCACAUCGCAAUGGCGACCAUCUAUCAGAUCACUGUGGUGGUUAGCUCGUGGUUGAUGGUUCUCGGGAUCAACCGAUCCAUGAAAUUCAGAGAAAGGGACACGUCGGAAGUCGGCCAGGUCACUGCCGCUGACAGGAAACGUAAAACAACGCUGGGCCGAGGUGGCUCGGUUAAUAAAACCAGACUCAAAGAUAGAUCCACCAAGACGCAGUCCGUCGUCAAGACAGUCUUGUGUCUCGCGAUCAUCUCCAUCGUCUGCAACGCCUACCGUCUGACCGUCGUCUACGGCAGAAGGUUCAACACAGAGUUCAGUUUUCUCGGGGCCUACAGGAACACGUACGCCGUGGCGCUGCGUCUGCUCUUCUUCACGCAGACGACCAACGCCUCGGCGAACCUCGUGGUCUACUACAACCUGAACGCCACUUUCAGGAGUAACUUGGUCAAGACUUUCUGUCCUUGCCCCAAGACGUUUGAGAAGUGA